This is a messenger RNA of Myotis brandtii (Brandt's bat), 2388 nucleotides long. RefSeq names its product radial spoke head 6 homolog A (Chlamydomonas) (gene RSPH6A). Lineage: Eukaryota; Metazoa; Chordata; Mammalia; Chiroptera; Vespertilionidae. The coding region runs from base 558 to 2042 and encodes 494 amino acids. Gene Ontology annotation, biological process: cilium assembly; cilium movement involved in cell motility; axoneme assembly. The record is from RefSeq and is a predicted model, not a curated record. The transcript has 5 exons. Gene Ontology annotation, cellular component: axoneme; radial spoke.
CGUUCUGCUGUUUGGUUGAUUUGCAUAUUAGCUUUUUAUUAUAUAGGAUUUCUCUGCACCUAUUGAGGUGAUCUUACAGAGCCCCUUUAACACACUGUCAUGACGAGUUAUAGUUUUUUCUGUUUUUCUAACAUCCGUCCAGUCUUACAUCCCUGUCAAUUCGUCCAGUUUAACCAUGGCGUGUCAUCCUUUUGAGCAAUUGCUGGAUGCCAUUUUGCUUAGGAUUUCAGCAUCUCUUUCCUAAAUGAGGUCAGCAUGGAAUUAUUUUCCUUCCUCCUGCUGAAAAUUGCAAACCAGCACCUAUCCCGGGCAUUCCCAGUCCCAUUCCCUGCUUUAUUGUCUCCUUAGAAAUUAUCACCCCUGACAGUAUGUAUUUUGCAUAUUUGGUUAAUGUCUGUCUCCAUCAUCAGAAUGUCAGCUCCACUCGGGCAGGGAUCUUGUCUCCUCUGCUGUGUCCCCAGGGCCAGGCCCAGGGCCCGGCAUAGAGCAGUGAGCCGAGCGAAUAAUGUCCCCCACCUCCCACUCCCUCCGGAGGCAGGUAUGAGCACCUGGUGAACAUGCUGACCAAAAUCCUGAACCAGCGCCCAGAGGAUCCCUUGGCCAUCCUGGAGUCGCUGAACCGCACGACACAGUUGGAGUGGUUCCACCCCAAGCUGGACUCGCUGCGGGAUGACCCCGAGAUGCAGCCCACCUACGAGAUGGCCGAGAGGCAGAAGUCGCUGUUCGUCCGGGGCGGCGGCAGUGCGGAGGGCGAGCAGGAGAUGGAGGAGGAGGUGGUAGACACGGCCGUGCCCAACGUCAUGGAGUCGGCCUUCUACUUCGAGCAGGGUGGCGUGGGCCUGAGUUCCGAUGAGAGUUUCCGCCUCUUCCUGGCCCUGAAGCAGCUGGUAGAGCAGCAGCCCAUCCACACCUGUCGCUUCUGGGGCAAAAUCCUGGGGCUCAAGCGCAGCUACCUGGUGGCCGAGGUGGAGUUCCGGGAAGGCGAGGAGGAGGUGGAGGAGGAGGAGUUGGAGGAGCUGACCGAGGGUGGCGAGAUCAUGGAUGCCCACGGCGAGGAGGAAGGCGAGGAGGACGAGGACAAGGUCGCCGACAUCAUCCCCAAGCCGCUCUGGAAGCCACCGCCUGUCAUCCCCAAGGAGGAGAGCCGCUCCGGCACCAACAAGUACCUGUACUUCGUGUGCAAUGAGCCCGGCCGGCCGUGGACCAAGCUGCCACACGUCACGCCCAACCAGAUCGCGCAGGCCCGCAAGAUCAAGAAGUUCUUCACCGGCUACCUGGACGCGCCGGUCAUCAGCUACCCGCCCUUCCCGGGCAACGAGGCCAACUACCUGCGGGCCCAGAUCGCGCGCAUCUCCGCGGCCACACACAUCAGCCCCCUGGGCUUCUACCAGUUCAACGAGGAGGAGGGUGACGAGGAGGAGGAGGGCGGCGCUGGGCGAGACUCCUUCGAGGAGAACCCGGACUUUGAGGGCAUCCCCGUGUUUGAGCUGGUGGACUCCAUGGCCAACUGGGUGCACCACAUGCAGCACAUCCUUCCGCAGGGCCGCUGCACUUGGGUGAACCCUUUGCAGAAGAAGGAGGAGGAGGAGGAGCUAGGGGAGGAGGAAGAGAAGGCCGAUGAGGGGAUGGAGGAGGCGGAGCAGGAGAUUGGGCCCCCUUUGCUGACGCCGCUCUCAGAAGAUGCAGAGAUCAUGCACAUGCCGCCCUGGACCGCCCGCCUGUCCUGCGCCCUCUCCCCGCAGUACUCCGUGGCGAUCGUGCGCUCCAAUCUCUGGCCGGGGGCCUGUGCCUUCGCCGUGGGCAAGAAGUUUGAGAACCUGUACAUCGGCUGGGGCCACAAGUACAGUCCGGACAACUUCAACCCGAUGCUGCCACCGCCCAUCCAGCAAGAGUACCCCAGCGGCCUGGAGAUCAUGGAGAUGAGCGAUCCCACGGUGGAGGAGGAGCAGGCCCUGAAGGCUGCCCAGGAGCAGGCCCUGGCGGCUGCGGAGGAAGAGGAAGAGGAUGAGGAGGAAGAUGAGGACGAGGACCCGGAGGACUGAGGCCCGACAGGCCCCUCCCCCAACCAGGUAGAUAGAUAGAUAGCGCGUUGUUCCUUAUACAUAGUUAUGAGCUAUUUUUUCACUGUUAGUUUGCUCUCUGCCCCUGGAAGGCAGCUGCUCUGAAUGAAAUGUUCCCAUGGCAUUACGACCCGGUCAUUUAUUCAUUUGCUCACCAAUCUGUUGGCACGACCUCCGCGUCGGGGCUCUCGGGCUCUGCGGGGAACACUGACACUGCUCUGCGUAGUCUCUCCCCUCUGUUUCACUUACUCAUUCAUCUGGACCUGAAAUGCCUCUGUGAGCCUAGGCCUGUGUGCUCAGUUGGUGGGAGCGUUGUCCUGUGCUCCGA